Peronospora farinosa is the source of this 2895-nucleotide messenger RNA. The record is from the annotation of a GenBank genome assembly. NCBI's taxonomy places the organism in Eukaryota, Oomycota, Peronosporomycetes, Peronosporales, Peronosporaceae.
AUGGAAGCAGAGGGGAUAGGCGACACCAGUUCAGGGAAAGUCUCGACUACAGAGCACGUGGACAUGUCUACAAGUGCAGCGCUUUUUGAUCUGUCGAGCUAUACGGGGGGAGCACCAUUGAUCCCUACAAGAGAGAGCAGUACAGGGGCUGGAGAUCCCUCUACAACCGACGAGAUGUUUGACCAGGACGUGGGAAGUACACAACACCUUGUGGGCAAGAGAUUGGAUGGAGAUGAGAAGAAAAUGGGGAGACCAAGUCAUCCAGCAUGGCAAUACUUUAUCCGAGGUGAGAAGCGGAAUCGUUUUCAUCAUAAUGCUUACUGCAGACUUUGUAGUGAGAAUGGCGUGGAUCCUGUUGUGGUGAGAGGUGUGUCAGGGAACAUGAUCCGGCACUUGCAAAAAUGUAUUUACUGUCCUACUGAGGUAGUGACCCAGUUGAAGCUUCUCUGUGCACAAAAAGAUGCAGCAAAUUUCAAUAAGAGACACCAGUCACAUAAUCGUAGCGUCGAUAUGUUAAUGCAGGAGACGUCUCCAGCUCCAAAGAAAAAAUUACGACGAUGUGGAGACCAAGGAGAUGGCGCCAUUGUACCGAGAAUAGGUGCUGAGAUCAAGGCCAACAAUGCACAGGACGCGUCUGGCGUGGAAGAUUUCAUGCCACUUCAACUUUCGUCAUUGUCUUCUGAGAUGAAUUCAGGACUUUCUAGCAGCGUCUCGUCAUCUAAGCUGCUAGACUAUGAGCAAAACCUCUCCCCGUCCAAGAAAUCAGAUGUGUUGGACAAGCCUGGAUCCUGUGAUACUACUAAGAAGCACGGCGAACCGUGUGCCCCAAAAUUAUACAGACCAACUGUACUUCGUGCGACGCAAUCUGUAAACAAUGCUAACGAUUCAGAUGCUUUGACUCGAUUGGUAAUGUCAGCUACGCUGUCAACGGGUCUGCCUUGGGAUUGGGUGUGGACGGAACAAUCAGCUUUGCUCUUUGGAAACGUGCAUUCAACGAUUGCGCUACCAAGUACCGAGUUGCUUGAGUCAAUGGGAGCCGUUUCUCAUGAAAAACAGAUUUUGAAGAUGAAAGAUGAGCAAGUUGGAAUUACGCUGGCUGUAAAUUGGUGGGUCUCCAAGUACCCUCGAUCUAGUUUUGUUCUGAUUUCUCUCGUAAAUUCUCUUGGUGAAGCGACGACUUGGGAGUUGUUUGACAUUGGAAUCGAGGACAACACACUGGAAGCUUUUGCGGAACGAAUUAAGAGCAGCUUGACUGGUUUACGAAGAAAAGGUAUUCACGUGAUUAACAUUGUUGCCGACACUGCUCUGGCAUACGCAGCCUCUCGACUUGCUGUCAAUUCGAGCGAGUGGACAAGUUUAUCGAUACCAGUGCUGCCAUGCUUUUCACAUUUGCUCCAGGUGCUACUUGGAGUCGUCAUGACUGAGUCGGACAAAUCAGUGGAAACGGUUGGUGAAGUGAUCGAAAUUAUACGAAGCUUUUCAAACCCUCGUGUGCUAAAGAUGUUGCGGCGUGAAUGUGAGGAUCCAGAUGCGAUGUUGCAUGCACCGACACGGCUGAACUGGUAUUCAUUUAUUGAAGCUGUCGAUUCCGUACGGCAGUAUGAAGAUAUGAUGAAAAUCAUUGCGUCUAAGGUUGUUAGAGCUUCGUCAGACUCUAUAGAUUCGUCAGGCCGAUCGCUGCACAGAUCAAUAACCGAUAAUCCACGCAAAGAUAGCGCGGGUAAUACUGUUGAUGAGCUGGUGGAGUGUGGCCUUUCAAACUGUGUAAUACAGACAGUCCAAAAUUCUGAAUUUUGGGGAAACGUAAUGGCAUUGAGCGAGCUAAUGGCACCGCUGAAGGAGACAUACAAAAUGAUGAGCAGUACUUUCACGGCAUCGUUUUCGUUGUCCGACAUUUUCUACCAAUUUGGGAGAAUGCAGCAGCAAUAUGGGGUUAUCUUAGCUGACCGAGAAGACACUGCUGGUGGAGGGCGAUCUGUUGAGCAAGUGCGCUUUUUGUUGCAGAAAGUAAAUGAUAUGUGGAAGUUGUAUGAUCAACAACUCAUGGUUUUGGGAUAUACAUUUAACUACAAUCUUCAGCACCCAUUUCUUGCGCGUUACCAGCCAUCGCUUCAAUGGCUUUCGAUUGGAAAGUAUGCGAAGCAAUAUUUUCGGGAAUGGGUUUGUGCUGCAUCGUUAACUCGGAAUCCUUCGCGUUUGCUGGCAUUGAGUGAUGAAGCUAUUGCACAGUUUAUGGAGGACAUCUUGGCAUUUAAAGAACGUAAGUAUCCGUUUAACUCCGAGUCCAUGUGUGACUUUGAUAACCCCAAGCUUUUCUACAUGCUGGUGUCCGACUCGAAUCCAUUGAUGCACAUGUUUGGGUCUCGGCUGUUUAGCUUUAUGACUAGUACGCCACCUCUAAGUGAUGUGAUUCCUGGAAAAUGCUUUAUCCCUUCUGCAUCUUCGACGACGUGUCCGCAGCAAAUUCUGCUGCCGCUACUGCGAUUGAAGUUAUUCGCUCGAACGGCAAUGCGACCGUCUAAGGAUAUACUCGGAUUCAUUCAAAGCAACAGACCGAAGGAUCAUAUGACAAAUAUUGCCACUAGCGGUGAUAUGUCAGAGACGAUAUCAGUAACCGAUACAUCACCUUCGCCGUUCCCUUCGAGUUUUAGUACAGGUGGACGAGCGAAAGGGGGUGAAGCCGACGACAUAUUCAAUAGAAUAUGGAGUAAGAAUGAAUGGACGGUGAUGGCCAAAGAUUGGAAAGCGCAUUGGGAGACAGAGACCGAUACCAGCAGCCAAACCCCAGGAGCCUUUAACGCUUUCACAUUGGACUUGACCCUUGAUCAGAUAUUUAAGGAAAAGUUGCCUUCCCGACUUCCUCACGAUCGAGAAGAUGCUGUCGUAGACGUGUAA